UAUAAAACAACAGGAAUAUAGGCCAAGGGGCAAUGAAAAUAUCUCUUUCAACUAUGUUUUCGCCGAUUAGAUCACAACUUCAUGCUCUGGGAAGAUUACAAAUGAUCUCUCAAGUUGAAAGUGCAUUGUUGAAUCCUGCAUCUCGUUCAUGGAUAGUACCAGCAGCUUCAUUGAAGUCCAUGAUCCGUAACUUCAAACCUCCUCCAAAGUUUGAUGAUGUAGAAUUUCCAACAUCUGAUAAAAGACGACUCAGGAUCUUAGAGAAAGUGCCUCACCCUAUAAACCCUUCGAAAGGUCCUCUAAAGAUGCCGAAGAGACUGAUUGACAUGAGAGGUCCGGAGCUAAUUCAUAAUAAACUCAUUCAUAAACAGUAUGGUAUUCAGGCGUUAACUGGCGGUGCGAUGAAACAUGGCCACCUUGAAAUGAUGCGCUUACGAAUAAACAAAAGGAUGGAUGAAUCUCGCAUGUUUGCACUUUGGAGAAUCGAUGCUCCGUGGAAAGCUGUCACACGCAAAGGUCAAGGUCAUCGAAUGGGAGGUGGGAAAGGCAACAUAGAUCACUACGUUACGCCAGUAAAGGCAAACCGCAUCAUCUUGGAGAUAGCAGGGCAUUGUGAAUUCCAGGAAGUCGAAAAGUUUCUUACUGAUCUCGCAAACAAACUGCCAUUCCCUGCACGCUCUGUCAGCCAGGAGAUUCUUGAUAAGGAAGAAGAAAUGGAGGUAGAACUAGUGAAGAGGAACGUUAAUCCAUUGACCUUUAAAUAUCUCCUAGAUAAUAACUUUUGUGACAUCAAGCGGUGGUGUGGUCCGUACGAUUAUAAAUGGUUUGGGAAAUAUCGAUAGCAUCUACGUUCCUACUUUACUUGGACUUGAUUCAUAUCCUGAGCAUCAUGCAGAUUCUUGUGGUACCUUUCUUAUAACUAGACUGCCGAUCUCCACUUAUUAACUGUCAAAUUACAAAAGGACCUCGGCUGAGCUAAAAAAAUUAAAUCGCCAAGGUGAUUUUGACCUGUAGCAAGCGGUUGAACUAAGAGAAGAAUAAUGUAUGAUGAUCAGCAUAAAGAAUAUGACUUGUUUUAAAUAAAGUUAUAGAUGGAUAAU
Molecule: messenger RNA, 1100 nt
Organism: Lineus longissimus
Lineage: Eukaryota; Metazoa; Nemertea; Pilidiophora; Heteronemertea; Lineidae
Product: large ribosomal subunit protein uL16m-like
Exons: 4
Coding region: 33-842 (269 amino acids)
Biological process (GO): mitochondrial translation
Cellular component (GO): mitochondrial large ribosomal subunit; ribosome
Molecular function (GO): rRNA binding; structural constituent of ribosome
Source: RefSeq, a predicted model, not a curated record